CGUUAGCAGGAGUGUCAGUAGCAGACACAGCUGUGUGUAGCUGUCAACGGCUCUGUGGUUGGUCGAAAAGUCAGACUAAGCUAGCAUGGUAGCUCCAGAAUUCUACGGAUCCCUGGAAGGAGGAAGAAAAAGAUAUGUACUGUUGCAUGUCCCCUCCGGGGCUCCGUAGUUUCAUGUCUCCUUUGAUGGCUGGUUAGACCUCUCACCAUUUUUGUUAUUUUUCAGGAGGCUCUCAACUUUUCUCCCCCCCCCCCCCCCCCAAAAUCCAGCAAUCAUGUCGUCGCCUCUGUCGAAGCCUCAGAUUAUCGCGCACAUCCAGAAGAGCCUGAACUACACGAUCUUCGACAGCAAAUGGAUCCCGUGCAGCGCGAAGUUCGUCAGCCUGGGCAACUUCGCGAGAGGAACCGGAGUGAUGCAGAUAUACGAAGUGCAGCACGGAGAAGCUCAGCUCAUCAAGGAGGUCGAGAAACCUAAGCCCAUAAAGUGCGCGACAUUCGGGGCCACAUCUCUCCAACAAAGACACAUAGCCACCGGGGAUUUUGACGGAAAUCUCAACAUAUGGAAUCUGGAGGUACCUGAAGUACCCGUGUACAGCGUAAAGGCCCACAAAGAAAUCGUGAAUAGCAUCGACGGUGUUGGCGGCCUGGGGAUCGGCGACGGCGCACCUGAGAUAGUCACCGGAAGCAGAGAUGGGACAGUGAAGCUGUGGGAUCCCAGACAGAGGGAUUCACCUGUCGCCAACAUGGAGCCUGUGGAAGGAGAAACCAAGAGGGACUGCUGGACUGUCACAUUUGGUCACGCCUUCAACGAUCAGGACCGCUGCGUGUGCGCCGGCUACGACAACGGCGACAUCAAACUCUUUGACCUGCGGAACAUGUCUCUACGGUGGGAAACCAACAUUAAGAACGGGGUAUGCUGCGUGGAGUUCGACAGGAAAGACAUCAACAUGAACAAGCUGGUGGCCACAUCGCUGGAGGGAAAGUUCCACGUCUUCGACAUGAGGACACAGCACCCCACCAAGGGCUUUGCCUCUGUUUCCGAAAAGGCUCAUAAGUCGACCAUCUGGCAGGUGAGGCAUCUGCCUCAAAACAGAGACAUCUUCAUGACUGCAGGGGGAGCAGGCAACCUACACCUGUGGAAAUAUGAGUAUCCUGCCGAGAGAAGCAAGAAGGACUCUGAUGACGUGGACAUGGGCGUGGCCGGCUCCGUCAACCUCUUGCAGAACGUCACGCUGUCCACUCAGCCCAUCGCCAGCCUGGACUGGAGUCCCGACAAGCAGGGCCUGUGCGUGUGCUCGGGCUUUGACCAGACGGUCCGCGUGCUCAUCGUCACCAAACUCAACGUGGUGUGAAAACAAAAGGAGUCGACAAUAAAGACUAAUGUGUGAAUUAA
Molecule: messenger RNA, 1392 nt
Organism: Scophthalmus maximus (turbot)
Lineage: Eukaryota; Metazoa; Chordata; Actinopteri; Pleuronectiformes; Scophthalmidae
Gene: dnaaf10
Product: dynein axonemal assembly factor 10
Exons: 8
Coding region: 275-1351 (358 amino acids)
Molecular function (GO): ubiquitin binding
Source: RefSeq, a predicted model, not a curated record